Messenger RNA from Lolium perenne, 1224 nucleotides. Its product is annotated as putative F-box protein At5g62060. Gene Ontology annotation, molecular function: protein binding. The record is from RefSeq and is a predicted model, not a curated record. Lineage: Eukaryota; Viridiplantae; Streptophyta; Magnoliopsida; Poales; Poaceae.
AUGGCUGCUAAGCGUCAGCGAUGUGCCGUCCUCGACGAGCCCAUGGUGCUCCCCGACCAUCUCAUAGAGCAAAUCCUCAUGCGCUUGCCGCAGAAGUCACUGAUUCGUUGCCGCUGCCUCUCCCGUGCCUGGGCCGCCACGCUCUCCUCGGGCGAUUUUGCGAACUCCUACCACCACGUAGCCAACAUCCACGGCGGCCCCAGGAUCUUUGGCGUCCAGGACUUGCUAGACGGCCAUGAGCCCAAGGUGCUCGCGCCACUUACAAGGACCCUGCGCGUUAUCACUGUGAACAGCUUCCCACGCUUCGCCAUGGAGUUGCCGCAGAUGACGGCUCUGCCGGAGGGACGGACAACGGGCCGCCGUGGUACCUCCAUAGAUUACAUAGAAAAGUAUGAGAGCCUAGGGCUCGGCUACGACGUCCACACCAAGAAACACAAAGUUGUGCGCAUCUACUACAGUGGCCAGCCCAUGUCGACGUCCAGUGGCUGUGAAGUCUUUGAGAUAAACGGCCCCACAGAAAUGUGGCGGCCGACCGGUGAGAAGCCAAUGGGUUGGAUAGACAGAGGCAGUAUCAGUGUCUUCGCGCAAGAACAUGUGUACUGGUUAGCGUACCACGAGCUCUAUCCUCGACCCAAAAGGAUAUUCAUCAUGUCCUUCUCGUUCAGAGAUGAGAAGCUUGGGACUAUACAGCCACCGCCAUUGGACACGAAGGACAUGACUCAUGAGCUGACGGAGCUUGGCGGACGACUCUGCCUUUUCACCCCCUACAAAAAUAGAUAUAACAUCUGGCUGCUGGAUCGGUAUGGACCAGGAGGAGCUACAUGGGAUCUGCGAUACCGAAUCGACAUACCACUAGAGGUCAUGCCAUGGGGGGGCAGCCCCCUCGCCAUUAUCGAUGACGGCCGACGCAUAGUCCUCACGGAAAAUUCUUGCCCUAACCAAAUAUAUGCAUACGACCCUCUCACCAAGAAGACUGAGAACCUCCUCGAUUGGUCCAUCCCUAACUCCUACUUGGGCAUAAACGGUGCUGCUGUAUACGAGGAAAGCAUCGCCUCCCCGGGACGGCAGCCUUGUAAAGAUACCGUGUUGAUCUCCUCACCGUCUACGCAGGCUCUAUGGCUGGUCCUGCAGCUACAACUCCUGCCACAACGCACAAUUGGAAGGCUUAUGUGUGUCUGCCGGAGCUGGCGCUCCAUGAUAUGUUGUCAUGUUCCCACACACUGA